CCUUCCACCUGAGAGAAGCUGGAACUGAGUGCCGAGUGGAUUUUGUUUGACUCAGGAGUGAAACAGCUCUCUGAUAUGCUACAGAGUCCAAACUAUAGACUCGAAAUUGUGAGAAGUGACUUUUGGCAGUUAAAUGCAUUCACAAGAAAAACCUGUAUCUCCGACUUUAAACUGGAGCCAGAUCUGUGUGAGGACAACACCAAACUGAUGAAGCCUCCAUCAAACUUCAAUCCUGAAGUCCAAACUGAAGAAGUUUCUGCAAAAGUCUCAUACAGAUUCAAAUGUCAGAGUUCAGGUGUGUUCCAGUGUACUGUGACUGGGCUGGUGUUUGUAAUGGAGCGAGAGGCGGAGCUUCUGUACACAACUAUCCAAUGGGAUGAGGAUCUCCUUCAACCAGCUAAAAAGACUCCUGCAGGCCCGCUGUUUAGCAUCAAGUGUUCUGAGGAUGCAGUCUAUCAGCUGCACCUCCCUCACUGCGAAGCAAAGGAAGCUCUGUGUUUUGAAGGCCUGCUCUCUGUUGCCCACAUCACUGAUGAUGAUGGGAUGAACAUCUUGAAACCCCUGGAGAUCACUGAUACCCAUGUGGUGGUGAAGGUCCCCCACCUCUCUAACUUUGGUCUUCUUUGGGACACUGUGAAAAGGUUCCUGAAAAUAAACCUGCCAGUUAAUGGCCAAGUCCUGCUGUUCCACCGAUCUCCAAUACUUGAUGUGCUUCUUCUGCCGGAAAACAUCCCUCUGCCAGAGGUUGCUGCCCAACAACGAGGUGCUGAGAACAUCAGGACCUCCUCUGAGUGCUCUCUCAAUGUGAACCAAAGUUACAGCAUCCACUGUGUCCCUGAAGGCCUCACCAUACAGCCUGAGCACCAGCUGUUUCGUUUAAAGUUUGGACCAAAUUUCCAUCCAACAUUUGAAAUCUUCCCGACGGAAAACCUAAAGAAAGUAACUGUGAUGGUCCAAGACCAGGAGACGACUGAUGUCUGGAAACGUGAUGUUCAUCUGACAGUUCCAGGGGCAAGAAAAGAAGUUUUACAGAGGAAUGUUCCAGCACCAGACAGCGUCUCGGAUGAUGAUGGAGUCCAGCCACAGGACAGGCUCUUCUUAGUUCGGACACAGUUUAUUGAAAAUGUGUCUGAACCUGUUCUAGACAGGCUGCUGGAUGAACUCUACCAGCGUAAAGUUCUAAAUUAUCAUGAGAUGGAAACAGUGAAAAAAAAGGUCAGAGCAGAAAAAGCUCGAGAUGUGAUCGACAUGGUGCGAAGAAAAGGUGCUGAAGCCAGCUCAGUUCUGAUCGAUUCUCUCUGCGAGGAGGAUUCCUACCUUUCCAGAGAGCUGAAGUUACCGUGAAGCUACAACAAGAAGCUGCAGAGCUGUGAUGGUGGACCUGGAGGACAGAUGACUGAUUUAAAGUCUUACAUUACCCACUGUGGUCUGAUAACACACUUUAUCUGAUUGGAACUUUAUCAAUGAAGCAAGUAGAGCAUUAUUUUCAGCCCACACCAACAAGAUUCAAGGAGUACAUGGUUGUGAAACCACUAGGGCAGACCUGGGCAUAUUACGGCCCACGGGCCACAUCCGGCCCUUUGUGCAUCCCUAUCUGGCCCGCGUGAGGCCAAAAAUAAAUUACAACAUAGACACAUUAUAGAAACAUCUAUGUUGUGCAUGCCAUACAACUGUGCAGCUUUUAUUUUGAAAAACGUUAUGCUACUUCCGUAUUGACAUAUGCGUGUGAUGCGAGAUUUGAGUGAUGGUAAGCAGUGAUGCUAGCCAGGUUAUCCUCAAGAUGUCAGCUCACGCUAAAAAUAGAAAAGUUGAUAAUAAAUUUCGUGUUUUUAACAAGACUGACAAGAACUUCUUCUCAGAAAUUAAAGGUAAAGUUGUGUGCUGGGUUUGUAGUACACAGGUUGCUGUGUUAAAAGAUUACAAGCUGAAUCACCACUACACAACCAAACAUGAGGAGAGACACAAAAAUCUUUCUGAAAAGAGCGCAAGUGUGUCUGAUGUGUUGCUAGCAAAACUGAAAACCCAACAAAGACUUUUUACCAAACUUCAUACCAUUAGAGCUGCAGCCGUUGGGACAACUUAUGUUAUUACUCACUAAAUCACCAGCUGGCAGCCAUGCAGUCAAUGAAAGAGACAACUGCUGGUGAUGACUUUUUCACAGGUAAAUGCAUGUUGGACACAUUAGGACUGAAAUGGGACAAUCUGGCAGAUGUGACAACACAUGGUUGUCCACAUCUGACUGGGAAAAAUGUUGGUCUUUUAAAGAGAAUGCAGGAUAAAGUGAGAGAAAUGGACAUUUUUGCGUUGUGUUAUACAUCAGGAAGUGUUGCGUCAGACAGUGUUUAAGAUGAACCACGUUGUUGAUGUUGUAACUAAAACAGUUAACUUCAUCAGAGCUUCAGGUCCGCCUCACUGCUGGACUUUUAUUCCUCCCUCAAAGAAGACAACUUCCCACACCUGAGGAGGCAUGCUCAGAGGAUUCUAGUCCUCUUUGGAUCUACUGUUGUAUGUGAACAUUGUCAGUGAUGAAGUUCAACAAAACCAAACACAGAUCCUCCGUCACUGAUGACCACCUCUCAGCUGUGCGUCACAUAGCCAGCUCAGCCAGAUUUCAGUGUCCUUGUUCAAGCCAGAACAGACUGGAUUAUCUCACUGAAAAGGUAAAAUGAGGAGGAAAACAUUACAAGUCGUUGUACUGCUGCUUUUCUAUAAACUUUUGUUGUUUUUCAGUGUCUGUGGAGAUUAGUUAAAGUUAAAAUGAAAUUGCACUGAUUCAGUGAUUGUUUUUGUUUUCUUCUUUUACCUAAGCACCACAAUGUCAGUACCAGCUAUUCAUAGUAUAUCAUUUAGUGAAUUUUACAAUAGAGGAAAGCUGAACAGAAUUAAGUUCAAGCUGUCGUUGGUGAGGCCCUCUGACAUGAUUCAGGUUUCUCAUGUGGCCCCUUGUAAAAAUUAAUUGCCCACCUCUGCACUAGGGGAUGAGAGAUUACACUGAAAAGCUGGUUUCUCUUGCUCUGUUCUUUUUUCACUUUUGCCCAUCGUAGCAGGAGGCUUCCUGCUGGAGAUUAACCAUCCUUGCUGGAGAAUGUAUGUAUGAAUGUAUGAUGUAGAAACCAGUCUGGAAAUAUCUGUACAUUAAAGAUGGCAGAUGAGGCUCUUUGUUCUGUUUAUAUGAGUCCUGUACAUGUCCACAGCAGCAGGAAAUAAGUGGAAAGCAGAACACAAGUUAGCAGGAAGGACACACUAUCAGUUGCCAAUGUUAGAUAGUUACGUGUCACCCAGUUACUUUUGUAACAGGGUGACAGUAUUUGUAACUAAUACU
This is a messenger RNA of Melanotaenia boesemani (Boeseman's rainbowfish), 3322 nucleotides long. Its product is annotated as NACHT, LRR and PYD domains-containing protein 1b allele 3-like. Gene Ontology annotation, biological process: regulation of apoptotic process. The transcript has 9 exons. NCBI's taxonomy places the organism in Eukaryota, Metazoa, Chordata, Actinopteri, Atheriniformes, Melanotaeniidae. The coding region runs from base 76 to 1344 and encodes 422 amino acids. The record is from RefSeq and is a predicted model, not a curated record.